UCUUCAUCGCUAAGAUCAUCUAUGUCGUCAUUUUCCAUGCUGUUUCCUUUACCAAAAGUCGGUUAACUCAAAGUCUAUAUAAACAUCCUUUUCUUCAAUCAUCAAUUCAUCUCAAUUUCAAUUUCAAAUUCAAAUUCAUCAUGGAGUGCAGAACCUUAGACAUCACACUAAUCUCCGCAAAGGGCCUGAAGAAAGCCAGUCUGAUCGGCAAAAUGGAUGUUUACGCUCUCGUUUACAUCUCCGGCGCUGCCAACACUCAGAAGCUCAAAACCCCGGUUCACAAAGACGGCGGUUCCGACCCCUCAUGGAAUUUUCCAAUGAAGUUCACCGUUGAUGAAGCCGCCGGAUUACAGAACCGUCUUACUCUUGUUGUGGAGAUUAAACACGACGGGACUUUUGGCGAUAAGGACGUUGGACUCGCCCAUGUCCCGAUUAAAGAGUUGUUAGACGGAUUAUCGAAAGACGGGACGUCCGAGAAGCAAGUUAGUUAUCAAGUUAGGACUCCCUCCGGAAAGCAGAAAGGGAGUCUGAAUUUUUCGUAUAAGUUUGGGGAGAAGUUUACUGCAAAGGCGGUGGAGGAGGCGGUUACUGCUUAUCCUGCUGGUAUGGCUGUUGGUUCAAGUUCUGGAUACCAACAGCCAUAUGUUGCUGCGCCUGGUGGGUAUUACCCACCAGGCGCUGCUGGCGGAUACCCUCCUCAGCCACAACCUGGAUAUGCGUAUCAACAACAACCAGGCUAUGGUUAUCCUCCCCCACCACCCCCAGGGUACGCUGGGUACCCUCCACAACAACCAGGAUAUGGGUAUCCGCCAGUCCAGCAGCCACAACAAAAGCCAAAGAAGAAUGGACUUGGUAUGGGGUUGGGAGCUGGUUUGCUAGGAGGUGCACUUGGUGGGCUGUUGAUUGCGGAUAUCGCCUCCGACGCUGCUGGUGGAUGCGGUGGUGGAUGCGGUGGCGGUUGCGGUGGCUUUUGAUUGAUUUUGGCAUGGCAUAUAUUUCAUGUUUAUUACUUUUUAAUUGAAUGUAACCUUAUUGUAUUUGGUAAAGAAACAAAGCAGAAAUCUUCGAUAAGUUUCCGGAUUUGUUUUAUCUUUUGUAUAUUACCAAUAUACAAAAGAUAAUACAAUACUUUUGAAAGUUAAAAUCAGAAUGAGAUGUAAUAAUUAAAAAAAAAAACAAAAAAUAGAAGUCAACCCAACAUUGGAAAGGGAAGAAAGGUCAAAAUGUUGUGGGAGGAUGUUGUUGUGGAUGGAUCUUUUGUGAAGGGUAAAUGUGGAAAAAGUUAUCUUUUGUUGCUGUUGUUGUAGAACAAGUUUGAUUUUGAUGUAAUUGAGGAUGUUGUUGUUGA
Messenger RNA from Helianthus annuus (common sunflower), 1348 nucleotides. Its product is annotated as protein SRC2. The record is from RefSeq and is a predicted model, not a curated record. Gene Ontology annotation, biological process: defense response. Bases 141 to 974 code for a protein of 277 amino acids. NCBI's taxonomy places the organism in Eukaryota, Viridiplantae, Streptophyta, Magnoliopsida, Asterales, Asteraceae. The transcript has a single exon.